This is a messenger RNA of Punica granatum (pomegranate), 1594 nucleotides long. Lineage: Eukaryota; Viridiplantae; Streptophyta; Magnoliopsida; Myrtales; Lythraceae. The record is from RefSeq and is a predicted model, not a curated record.
CCUCCUCCCCUCACCCUCGUACAUAAACCCCACCAAAGUCCUUAAAACCAGUCUUCCUUCUCGUUCUUGUUUCUUCAUUGCUCUGCUCCCCCAACUUCCAAUUCGACCGCCCUGAGCUCAAUAACCCUAAAACCCUCCGCCCCUAGUCUCCCAUCGACGCCAUGGGAGACCCCAAGGCCGGCGAUCGGCCGGUCUUCCCCCUGCCGCCGGGCUCCCGGUUCUACCCCUCCGAGGACCAGCUGUUUGACGUCUACCUCGUCAACAAGAACACCAAUCCUAGCGGCGAGGACCCCUGCAAUGUGAUCAGAGAGCUCGACCUGUACAGGCACUUCCCCCCCGAGCUGCCCGACAGCGUCUGCUUCCCCUACGGCUGCGGCGGGAGGAAACGCCACUGGUACUGCUACACCGUCAGGGCCGCCUCGAGGGACCGCCGGAGCAGGAGGGUGAAGGGCGGGUUCUGGCGGAAGAGGGGGAGGGUGAGGGAUGUCACUGGCGGGAGGGGCAGGAAGGUGCUUCUGGGAACGAGGACCUGCUUCGUGUUUUACUCGGGAAAUUCUGCCAAGACUGCGAUUAGGACUGAUUGGAUCAUGUACGAGUAUGCUCUAGUCGAUCAUUUUAAGGCUUCUUUUGUUUUAUGUCGAGUAUUUGUAAAGGCUAAGAGAGGAAACGUGUCUGCUAAACUUAUGAGAUCUUGUGCCGACGAAAGUGGUUCGCAAGUACCUGGUCUCCACGAAGAGUUGGACAUUAACAAUUCUGUUGGCUGUAAGAAUAACAUAUCUAGAGGUCCGACGACAGUGGCUAGUGAACUGAACGAACAUGUCACACCUGGGCCAGUAUCAGAGGCGGAUUCUCGGUUCCAUAUGGACAGUCAACUGGGUGAACUGGUGAGGUCCCCUCGGCCUCCUGACUCAGGCCCGAUUAAUAUUGAUGCUGUGAGUGCCCAGAGGCUUAUAUCCAUCCUGGAGGAUGAUUUUAUCGAGUUGGAUGAUCUUAUCAGCCCAUUACUGGGCAUUGAUUGACCGUUCUUUCAAAAGCUUACAAACAAUUGAUUCGGAGAGAUAUGGAUACGCCUUAAUACACCUAGAAGGCCAUUGUAUUUACCAUCAAGAAGGGCUAAACCCAUUAAAAGAGAGCCUGCUGUAGAGUACUUGGAUGAAGUAGCAUAAGGUUCAGUCAUUCUGACAAAUAUCCUGGCUGGAUUAUUUGACCUGCAAAGGCUGUGCAGGUCUUUUCUGGGCCUAAUUGGAGGCCGGGAUUUUGGCGCGACAGCAUAUAUGUGGUGAAACGGCAACUGGUAGGACUGCAGAUUUAUGACUGUAGCUGCUUCAGCUGUAUUAGAUCAUUUUUCUAUUAUUCAUUCCUCCCUGAGGAGCCCCUGCCUCUCACAUCUGUGAAUAAGGUAGAAGUUUGUAUUUGUGUACACGUGAAAAUCUAAGAACAAUUCUGGAGGUUGUAGACUCCUAGUCAUUGACAGCUUGCCUCCAUCUCCUCCUCAAGGACGUCGGAGUCUUGAUAAAUUGUUAAGAUUCUUGUCAAAACUGUUGAUGAGUUUGGUAGUUUUCUCAUUUUUUAAUGUGGUGUCUGCUUUUUCUAA